ACUGCCGUGGUCAUAUUGAUUUCAUAUUAUUUUCAGAAAAACGUAAACAAUUUAGAACAAAUUAAUAAAAAUGAGUUUACCGGCAGCACUUUUGCAGCGUUUAAAGAAGAGGGGGCUGGUAACGAAACAAUCAGGCACCACACCAAUAUCGGAGGCUAUAGAAGAAAUUAUAGCCGAAAAUUAUGACGACGAUGAUAAGGGCGCCCCGUAUGCACCCUACAAGGAGGAGCCGGAACCGAAGCGCAAGAGCGUCGAGGAGCAGUUCUGGUCGCAUCGCAUCAAGGAACGCAUCGGCGUAAACGAGUCUCAUCACGGCUACAAAUUGUGCCCCAACAAGUACAACAUCUGGCACAAGUGCUCCCUGUACUGUGUCAACAAAUUCAACAGUACCCCGCACUCCUCGCAGCCCAGCCAGGAGUAUCUCAAGCGCUACAAGAGAUUGCUGAGAAAGUAUCCCCUGGAGGCCGGCUGGAAGGACAUGUACGAUAAGGGCUGCAAGGCGCAUUACUUUUACAACUCCACAACGCAAAAGGUUUCGUGGCUGCCACCAUCCCACCCGAAGGCACGAGUGACCCACAGUGCAGCCGUCUUCCGCCGGCAACUGGCCAACUCCAAUGACGAGUUUAACUUUGACUCCAACAAUUUGCCCAUCUUGCCAAAGUCUACUGGCGGUGGCGGUGGUGGUGGCUCCAAUGAACUAAAUGAACCCGAGAAUGCUUAUACUUCAUCUUAUGCUCCUGCUAAGAAGCAAAAGUCCAGAGAUUUGGAUCGAAAAAUGCAUCGGCGGCGACGCAAUGAUUAGAUUAUUAAAAAGAGUCAACAAUAAAUAAAGCUAUGUUUUACUUUUAAAAAAUA
Molecule: messenger RNA, 855 nt
Organism: Drosophila kikkawai
Lineage: Eukaryota; Metazoa; Arthropoda; Insecta; Diptera; Drosophilidae
Gene: PQBP1
Product: poly-glutamine tract binding protein 1
Molecular function (GO): protein binding
Source: RefSeq, a predicted model, not a curated record